AUGUCUGACUGGGAAGAAGAUUCCGAAGACACCGCUCCUGUUGCAAUAGCACCACAACCUGCGUACCAUGCCAGAGUUUUUAAUUCUUCUAGCCGAGGCCGACCAUGGGGUGGUGUAAGAGGUCAAAGCAAUGAAUCUAACUGGAGAACACGUGGUGAUGAGUCUAGAAAUACCCAAAAUAAUCGUGGUAAUUUUCGUCGUAAUUUUCAUCAAGAUCAAGGAAACAAAAAGGUUAUUAGAAUUCCAUCACAUAAAGUAGGACGUGUUAUUGGUAAAGGUGGUACAAAAAUACGCGAACUUGAGUAUGAAUCCGACGUUAAAAUCAAAAUCGGCGAUUCUAAUGGAAAUGAUACUGAUAUAACAUUAUUAGGCACUGAUGCGGCUAUUUCUAAAGUGGAAGAUAAGAUAAAUGAACUAACAGAAGAUCGUCAAGCUUCAGUUGUAAAAGAAAAUCUCAAUAACAGCAAUGCAAGUGGUGAAUUUAACGAAUUUGUAAAAACUUCUGCAGAUGGAGAAGAAAUGAUUGAUUGGAGCAAACUUAAUUCCUCUUACUCUAAUCAACAACAAGAACGAUGGAACAACUUACCACCAAUUAUUAAGGAUUUUUAUAAAGAAGACCCUACAAUAAGUAACAUGACUCCAGCUGAGGUUACCUGUUGGAGAUUAGCUAAUAAUGAUAUACAAGUAAAACGAACUUUUGAUGAUAAGCCUGGGCUAAGACCUGUGCCUAAUCCAGUAUUAACAUUUGAACAAGCUUUUCAACACUACCCAGAAAUUUUAGAAGAAAUUCGUAAACAAGGUUUUGAACAACCAUCCCCUAUUCAAAGUCAAGCUUGGCCAAUAUUACUUCGUGGUGAAGAUAUGAUUGGUAUUGCUCAAACUGGAACAGGAAAGACAUUAGCAUUCUUAUUACCAGCUCUAAUUCAUAUAGACGGACAACCUAUACCAAGAGAAAAACGAGAUGGUCCAACAGUUCUUAUCAUGGCCCCAACAAGAGAACUUGCAUUACAAAUAGAAAAAGAGGUAUCAAAGUACCAGUAUAAAGGCAUUAAAUCAGUCUGUAUUUAUGGAGGAGGAGAUAGAAAGGAACAAAUCAAAAUUGUAACUAAGGGUGUUGAUAUUGUUAUAGCUACACCUGGGAGAUUAAAUGAUCUUGUUUUGGCAAGACAUCUUAACAUUAUAAACUUUUCCUAUAUUGUCUUGGAUGAAGCUGAUAGAAUGUUGGAUAUGGGAUUUGAACCUCAGAUCAGAAAAUCUUUAUUCGAUGUGAGACCUGAUCGUCAAACUGUAAUGACAUCUGCUACCUGGCCAUCAGGUGUACGUCGCCUUGCCAUGUCCUACAUGAAAGACCCUAUCCAAGUGAAUGUAGGCUCUUUAGAUCUUGCAGCAGUUCAUACAGUUACACAGAAAAUUAUGUUUGUAGAAGAAGAUGAUAAAGAAGCUGCACUCUUAGAGUUUAUUCAAAAUAUGGAUGAAAAUGACAAAGUCAUAAUAUUUUGCGGUAAAAAAGCUACUGCCACACAUAUAUCCACAGAACUGUGUUUAAAGGGUAUAGAAUGCCAAUCUCUCCAUGGAGAUAGAGAUCAAAUUGAUCGUGAAGCAGCUUUGGAAGAAAUGGUGGAUGGCACAGUUAAUAUUUUGGUUGCAACUGAUGUUGCAUCUAGAGGUAUUGAUAUUAAAGAUUUAACUCAUGUUAUCAACUUAGAUUUCCCUCGUCAUAUUGAGGAAUAUGUCCAUAGAGUAGGUAGGACUGGCAGAGCUGGUAAGACUGGCAUUGCUUUGUCUUUUGUCACUAGGAAUGACUGGGCACAUGCACAGGAAUUGAUCAAAAUAUUAGAAGAAGCUAAUCAAGAAGUGCCAGAUGAGUUGCUUUUGAUGGCUGAAAGGUUUGAAGCCAUGAAAAUUCGUAGAGAGAGGAAUGAUGGAGACAGGCGUGGAAGAGGUGGUAGAGGUAGACGAGAUCGUUAU
Messenger RNA from Brenthis ino (lesser marbled fritillary), 1968 nucleotides. The record is from the annotation of a GenBank genome assembly. NCBI's taxonomy places the organism in Eukaryota, Metazoa, Arthropoda, Insecta, Lepidoptera, Nymphalidae.